This is a messenger RNA of Ceraceosorus guamensis, 1076 nucleotides long. RefSeq names its product histone-fold-containing protein. NCBI's taxonomy places the organism in Eukaryota, Fungi, Basidiomycota, Exobasidiomycetes, Ceraceosorales, Ceraceosoraceae. Gene Ontology annotation, molecular function: structural constituent of chromatin; protein heterodimerization activity; DNA binding. The record is from RefSeq and is a predicted model, not a curated record. The transcript is spliced from 2 exons. The coding region runs from base 463 to 936 and encodes 157 amino acids. Gene Ontology annotation, cellular component: nucleosome.
CGCCGCUGCAUCCAUGCGGUGCUCCAGACCGCAUACAUGCAUCCGCCAACUUGACAACCUAUCAAUGUUUGAUCGUCGCAGCAUCCUCCAUUCCCUCUACAACGUCAACUUCAAGUUCGCCCCGACUUGCUAAGCACCCUGCUGCUACUCCCCUGCAUGCUUAGAGAGCGCACCCGCCAAUGGGGACACAUUUCCCGCGACGUCUGCACGAACAAGACUCUGAUCACGCAUAACGGCACUGGCACCUCAGCGUCUACAACCCACGAAUACCACAGGUACAGCCCUAAAGCCGCACCAGGCGCAAGCUCUUGUCACCAGACGUCCGCUGUCUCUGCUUAGUCUUCGGGACGCCCUUCCGCUUCUCGAUUCUCCGACUGACAUACUCGGGACGCUGUUCACGCGACCGCGCAAAUCCGAUCGAUAGCGCCACCGGUCCUGCGACAGAUUCACUGCACAGAAAGCAUGCCACCUCCAUUCGGGAGACAAACAACGGCCGGUGGCGGUGGAAAGAGGAAAUCAACGGGUGCAAGGAGGAGAAAAUCGGGAGCGGAUGGUAGGGGUGCACAUGCGGAUGUAAGCGGAGACACAACGGUAUCUCGUCGCAAGCCUCGAUUCAAGCCAGGGACACUAGCCAUCCGGGAGAUUCGUCGGUAUCAAAAGUCGACGGAUCUAUUGAUUCAAAAGCUUCCUUUUGCACGAGUUGUACGAGAAGUGGCCGACGAUUUCAUCACGAACGCAUACGAUGGAAGCGGAGGGGCGGGACUGAGGUGGCAGAGCAGCGCGAUUUUGGCCUUGCAAGAAGCUACGGAAGCGUACUUGGUGCACUUGUUCGAGGAUGCUAAUCUUUGCGCUAUUCACGCCAAGAGGGUGACCAUCAUGCAGAGGGACAUUCAGCUGGCUAGACGCAUCAGAGGCGUGUGGGGUGGCAUGGGAUGAGCGACUGGCUGGCUGGCUACAUCUUCUUCAACCUUUAAUUCAUGAUUCUCACUCGCUUUGGCCUCUCGUCCCUGGCUUAAAUCGUGCGCACGCAAUACCCGCCACAAUCACGACCACCGUCAGACUUGCUCCGUCACACU